CAAAGUCCGAUUUAUUGUUGAAUUUAAAAACAAGAAACCACUGAAUUAAAAUGUUAUGAAUAUUUGCGGGUAGAUAAAUAUUCGUAACUGUCUAUUUAGUGUUGUUUGAUAAUUCUCAAAAGUAACAAUCGUUCAUAACUCGCAGUCGUGGGCAUUGUAAUGAACGUAAUCGGAAUCUUAUCGUACCUACCGGGCUAUGUCUGAGCGUUUAUCUAUUUAUUAAGUUUAGUGCGUGUUGGAUUACAAGCGACAAUUUAUUAAAAUGCGAAUACCUGUCGCAGUUCGUAUUGUAAAAUGGAUGUGUUGAGUUUGUUGUGCUGCCGAAACGGCGAGGCGGACCAAGACCUACACGCAACCGGGCAAAAACUUGGAUACCGCCACGUGCAGAUGGCGCUGUACUUUUUACUUAUGACUUACACCUACUGUAUGCGAUCUGUACUCUCUGUCGCCAUUGUGGCUAUGAACAGCAACUCUACAACCCCUAACCCCGACAUACCGAUAUACCACUGGGACAACCAAAGCGUGGUACUGUCGGCCUUCUUCUGGGGAUACGCCGUUCUGCAACUCCCGUCGGCUCAGCUAGGCAAGAGGUUCGGCGUGAAAUGGCUUCUGGUUGGGUGCACCAUGACCAACGCCGGGUUCUGCAUUUUGAUACCGCUCUUCGCGGAAUACUGCGGCUCGGUGGGCGUCAUAAUAUCGAGGUUCUUCCAAGGAUUAGCGCAAGGAUGUAUACCCUCUUUGCUUCACAACUUGCUGGGACACUGGGCGCCUCCUAGCGAGAGGUCUGUGAUCGGAACCAUUUCGUAUUCAGGCGCUGUAUUCGGGAAUAUUCUGGCUUUAUCCACAACUGGCCUAAUUAGUUCGAGUUGGGUGGGUUGGCCCUUCGCCUUUUACUUGUUCGGAGCGCUAGGGGUGAAGUGGGCGCUGCUUUGGAUCCUCUUCGGUGCCGAUAGACCGGGUCUACAUAAGAAUAUAUCGGCUGCAGAGAGGACUUACAUAGAAACCAGUCUAGCUUAUCAAGAUCGCAGGGUAAUUCCAACUCCGUGGAAAGCCAUCCUGACAUCCCUGCCCUUUUGGGCCAUCACACUGUCCUUUGUAGGGGCCAAUUGGGGCAGCUCGGUGCUGAUGACUGAAAUCCCUACCUACCUGGACAAGAUUUUGGACUACGACAUCAAGUCGGACAGUAUUCUGUCGGCAGCACCUUACGUGGCUAUGUGGAUUUGUUCCGUGAUAUUCAGUCCCAUCUGUGAUAUGUUAAUAAACAGAGAGAUCGUCUCUAGAGGCGGUGCUAGGAAGAUAUUCAGCAGCAUCGGAACUAUGAUUCCCGCAGUGAGUCUAGGCCUGGUAGGCUUCAUGCCAAAAGACCGCCCGGGGCUCUCGGUAGCCCUUCUUAUAAUAAACGGGGGGAUAUCCGCCGGAGGCCUAUGCGGAUUUCAAGUCAACCACCUGGACUUGUCGCCGAACCAUUCCGGCAUCCUCAUGGGGCUCACCAACGGGUUUUCUAGCAUCUUUUCCAUCAUAUCUCCGUUGAUAGUGCAAUACAUAGUUACCGAUAAGACCAAUCUGUUAUCGUGGAGGAUAAUAUUUAUCAUAACCGCGAGCAUUUACGCGGUCGCGAAUGUUUUUUAUUGCAUAUUCGGCUCUGGGGAGGUACAGGCGUGGAAUGAUGUGGAAGAGGACGAGGAAGAAGUUCCUAUUUUAUGAAGGUCUGGUAUAGUUUCAAAAUGGAGGACGGGUAUGAGAUUUGCGAGAUCCCCAAAUGAGAUUAUUUGUUAUAAACAAAAAAAUAAAUAAAAAUAACACAAGAA
This is a messenger RNA of Anoplophora glabripennis (Asian longhorned beetle), 1808 nucleotides long. RefSeq names its product putative inorganic phosphate cotransporter. Gene Ontology annotation, molecular function: transmembrane transporter activity. Gene Ontology annotation, cellular component: plasma membrane. Bases 295 to 1704 code for a protein of 469 amino acids. The record is from RefSeq and is a predicted model, not a curated record. NCBI's taxonomy places the organism in Eukaryota, Metazoa, Arthropoda, Insecta, Coleoptera, Cerambycidae. Gene Ontology annotation, biological process: transmembrane transport; monoatomic anion transport. The transcript has 8 exons.